AUGGCGGAAGGUAAUAAUACCAAAGAAUCGUUAAAUGAUGUCGAUCAAGUCCCACAAAAUAAUAAUAUUGGCUAUUAUGUUGACAAGGCAAAUGUAUCGCUGUCGGACGACCAGACUGCAAAUGAGGAGCAUUUAAAAUUUGCCAACUCUGCAGACGGAAUCGAAAAAAAUACCAAGGAAUUGGUUGAUAAAGGGGGCGAAAUUGGGGCGAAUAAUAUUAAAAAUGCUGAAGUUGCACACAGUAAAGAGAAGGAAGAAUCAGGCCUGACAGCUAAAAUACCAGGUGAUGGCAACGAAAACAAUGGAGAGAGUAUUGGAGAGAGUAUUGGCCGUGAUAUAAAAUCCGAUAACGCCAGUUCAAACGAAGGAUCAAGUGAAUCUUCAUCCCAGGCAAAGUCGAUCAGUCCGCGGAAAGUAAAGAGAAGAGGAAUUUUCGUGUCGUAUGCCCCAGGAGCGAGUUUUAUCGAGAAGCGCUUUAUUUCCUAUACGGUUAAGGAAUUAAAAAAUAUAGGAUUUUGCGAUGAUAUUUGGUUCGACAAAGAUGAGGGAGAGCCAAUCGAGAGUCCAUUCUGUUUUCAACAGAGACUAGAAGUUGCCGAAAAAUGUCGAGCAUCGAUCAUGUUUUUGUCUGAGUCGUACUUCAGUUCCAGAGUUUGUCGUCAUGAGGGACAGAUCUUGCUUAAUCGGGACGAAGAUCGAGAAAGUGCUGACGGAAAAGCUGAACUUGAGAAGCCAGCAAAAUUGUUCUGUAUCAACUAUAGCCGCGGGAAGCUUCCUAAAGAGUACAAGCAGAUGGAGGAACGUGCCCUGGAUUUGAGCUCUUAUGCUGCAUCGAGUGUGGCUGAGCUUUCAUCCAUCGUUGUGGGAACUUUCAGUGAAGAACUCGAGAAAUAUGCUCCUCUGUUUGGUUUGCGCGUUCCCACGCCUCCCCGUGCACCAGACGUUUUAAAAGUUGAUCGACAAAAACCUGUAUCCUCGUGGAAUGCAUCUGAUGUUCUUGGUUGGUUGACCUCUCUGAAAAUGCAAGCGUACUGCUCCCUGAGUUUUGAAGAGAACGAAAUUGACGGCUUUUUGUUGGUUUCUAUGAGUGAAACCGACAUGGAAAUCCAUUUGAAUGUUGACAGUCGCGUGGCACGUCGAAAGCUGUCGCAACAAGUAAAGAGAAUCCAAGAAGAUCAAGCACAGAGCAAAGACAACUGGUAUCUAAAGUGUCAAAAAAGCAAAGCGAAGGAAGACUUCGUCUACGUUAUUUGCGAUCCAAAUGAUGUACGGUUUUAUUACAACCUACGAGCGGAUUUGCUCCAGAAAAACCUACAGGUAUAAAUAUCUGUUACGGUCACGCUAUUGUGUUUAAAAUUAACAAAUUAUCAUGUCAAUUAGUUUUUGCAUUUAAAAAUAAUCCCGGAUGACCAAUAUCGCUACCUCAGCUCAUUAGACUGAUUGAAUUAUUAUUUUCAGUCGAUCGCUAAAUUAAAUUUAUUUUAAUUUGACUUGUUUGAUGUACCAUAAUCCUCGGGCAAAUACAGUUAAACCUCUAUAUCAAGCGGACACUUUCGACGGAGGUUGUAAAAAUUGCGCAAUGUUUGUUAACGAUCAACAUUCAACGGUUACUCUGUACUGUGAUAAAGUUACAUGUUGUUACAGAAGCUAUCCAGAGUUCAAAUUCAUUACCUUUCAUUACCAACUUUAAUUUGUUUGUAAAUGCAAAAACAUUACUGACUUCAGUACGUAUUUCAAGGACGUAAUCCAAUACUACUAUUGUCAUUUCAGUCCGAUGUCCGCUUAGCAGAGGUUUUUAUCAAUAGAAAUGAGCCAAAUACAACUUAUUUUAGUGUUCGCGUCCACCUAAUAGAGGUGUCCGCUGAAUAGUAGUCUGCUACACAGCCGUUUUUGGUGUCGUCACGCAACGCUCCUCCCCACUAACACACUGGGGAGGAGCGUUGCGUGACGACACUAAAAACGGCCGUGUAGCAGCCUAGCUGAAUAGGGGUUCGUUAUAAAGGAAAAUGUAAGACGUUAAUUUCGGAACCCGGCCUAAUGUCCGCUUAAUAGAGGGUGUCCGCUUAAUAGAGGUUUCACUGUAAUGCAAUUAACAUAUCGGCAUGUGAUGUAAGGCAAGUGAUUUUAAUUGACACAAUGAUGUAACGCCUACCAAGUUAAAAAACGAAAAUUGAAAAUCAACCACUAUCAGAGAGAAAAGUCAAACACAUGCUUUUGCAUUUUGAGUGCGAAACUGUUCAAUGAAAAUAUCUGAUAUAAAUUUGAAUCCCAUUUUCCCAUGCCAUCGCAAAACGGUUGCCACUAAGGUACACGCAUUUUUACAAGUUUCUUUGGUCACGUGUGACGUGUAAACUGUGAAUUCUGAGUGGCUUGUAGCCGUGAUUCUGUGAGCAAAACAAUUUGUGAUGUUUUUUUUUUAAAUCGAGGAACGAGAACUAAGAGAAUCACGAAUUGCUACUUCCUAAAUGUUGCCCUUUGUACACGUUUUGUUCAGUGUGAACGGUGGCAAGGGUCAUUGUGCAAACCUCACGCGGUACUUUCUGUGACACAUACAUGUAUACAGGUACCUUUCUGCUGAGUAUGACUUAAAACAUGCUAUUGCAAGCCUUUCUCAAAAUGUUAUAUAAAAAAACUGGAAGCUUUGAGACCCAGGGGCAGUGUAGUCUGCUCCACGGCCGUUCUUUGUGUCGUCACGCAACGCUCCUCGUUGCAUGACGACCCAAAGAACAGACGGCUCUUCCGCCCGUGCUUGAAAACUUUCGUCGCGCCUUUUUUCCCGACCGGGCUGACUGCCCCUGAUUCUCCGAGGAUGGAAAUUUGUUACAAGAUUGAUUUGUAUCUUCCGAACUCAUUGCAGUCCAGGAAGUUAUUUAACAGUUUAAUUUAAAACAUGUGGCUGAACUUUCAGCCUCAAAUUAGUUGAACUUAUCAUUGUGUUGAUUGGUUUUAUUUCCCAAAGAGAAUCGUACAAAUUAGGAUGAUAAAAGUGGUUGUAUUACUCAACCUCAGGCCCGAAGUAAAAGCCCUGGGAAUGAGUUCUUCUGCCGCGUUUUUUUUGGUCGACAAGAUUUGCUGACCGUGAUCACUUCCGUUGGCUUUUUUUAUUUUCUUUUUCACUCUUCGCCACGUUAAAGGCGGACUUCUAUAAAGGGAUUUAGUCUCCGUCUACACGUAUCCGUUUUGUUUAGAAAACGGAUAUUUUUUUCCCCUUCGCUUUGGCCAACUUCGUCCCCAGGGCUUUUCCCUUAAGAAAUGGGUUGGGCGGGAAAAGGCCCUGGCAUCGGCUGGUCACGUGUCCCCUCGUACACCCUAAAAUCCUGGGUGUAAUAAAUUAGCGCUAUGUGAAAAGCUAAAAUUAUGCGUAACCUCACAGCGCGCGAUCUUGGGCGACCUUUUAUAUCUCUUGACGAUUAACGAAAAGUUUUACAAGAUUUCCUUUUCGUCACAGAUACUGGCUAUGGUAUUUUUUUGCUUUCCUCCGAUUUCUAUGAAGGGGACAGCGAGUAACACUUAUAACAACGUUUAUAGAGCGAUAUAAGUACAUAUAAAUGACAAACAAGCUAUCGUACAGGCAUAAAGUUUGUACUGGAAAAGUUCGUUUUCGCGACUCUUCUGAUAUUUUAUUUCAUUUCUCGCGAAGUGGACCGCCGUACACAGUCUAGUUCUAUUUACCUUAACUCUCAGCCAUAUCAUAGCGACACGCGUUGGUUUAGACUUAUCUUGUAUGACCUGUAUUUUUAAAAAAUGGAUUGACCUCUGCGAUCAAACAACUGGCAACAAAGAAAAACUUGGGUCCAUUUAAAAUUCACAGAGCUGCAGUUGAUUCCAGUCGAUCGGUCAAUCUUCUCUUUGAUAUAAGGAAAAUCCUUUGUACUUAUCCUCGGAAGAGAAAAGAUAUAUAAGAGGUCUUCAAAUGUUUCAGAUCGGCGACCUGUCAUCGUUCCUGGCUGGAGGGCUGACUUGCAUCCGGUGUGGAGAUUUGUUUGUUUCAUGGUCGGGUUGUAGAGAAGACCAGACUCCAUAGUCUCCAUAAAGCAUUUUGAUGAACAAUUUUGUUUCUAUUACGGUUCAAUUUGUUAAAUUCACUGCAGAUCCUGGUGGCAAAGGCCCGCAUUUUUGUUUGACAUGGACAAAAUCACUCUCCGCUUGAUUGUACAGUAAUUCCACAGUCACGAUGAAUUUCUGAAGUACCACUCGCGAUAACAGCUUGUCUCAACUCUGAAGUAUUUGACAUAUUUUGUACCUGAUACCGUAGAGCUUUGUAGCAUUUGAAUAAUAAGCAAAUAAAUGGAUCUUAAGCUUUUGAACUGCGCACACACACGAAAAUAUUAACAUGGUUCGCAAUGUUAUUAUUUUCCAUUGUUGCUCCGUUCGACUUCUGUCAGCGCAAAGCCAGCGGGUUGCAUAUAAAUUAGCUUCUCAGGAAUAUUUAGGCUGUACACGUGACCAGCCGAUGCCAGGGCCUUUUCCUGCCCAACCCAUUUCUUAAGGGAAAAGCCCUGGGGACGAGGUUGCGCUUUGGCCUUCCGUCCACACGUAUCCGCUGAAAACGGUUGCCGAAAACGCAUCUUUUCAAAAACGCUUCCCAGAGUAGAGAUUCAGCAUGUGUUCUGUAAACAUCAGUUUGCGGACGUUAAUUCUAGAAUAGAUUUAAAAUCUCGCUUCUUUCUUACAGGUAUUUAAACACGAACGACUUGGCCAGUCAAGAGAGGAGUUCCUACAGCUCAACUCUGCACACCUCGCUAGCUGCAGUCACGUGAUCGUUCUCUUAUCUAACUCAGCUGCCACGUCGCUGUUUGUAUACAAUGAGGUUCUGUUUGCUGAUUGGUUGGGUAAGCCUUUGGUGGUUGCCAUGGCAGCCAACGCGUGGGAAAAACUUCGUCCCAACAUGCAGGCGAUUCUGGGAAGCUGCCCAGCGGUGGAUUUCGAGAACAGGGCGUAUGAAGAGAGUAUGGACAUUCUUUUGUAUCACCUAAAGCCCUUUCGCAAUAUGCCGGCUGUCAUCUUGGAGCAAGAGUUUUUGGAUCGUAUGGUAGAAGGUCUCAAACCCUUAAGAACGCUUGCUGUUCUCCCCGGUAAGCAUAUUGAAUUUAAAAACAAAAUCCUUGACGCAGGAGAAAAGCCUCAGCACUUUUAUCUUUUUUAACAUAUUUCAGUUACGUUAAGAUUCUCCCUAGGAAGGGGCAGCCGGGUUGCAUCGCAGUUGCGUCAGCCUUGUUAUCACAAAGGACUUCGGUAGAAGCGAGGUCAACUAGUUCUCUUAUGAUGGGUAGCUGCUAAGCAUUCAGUUUGGUGUUCCUGUGGUAACGAAAUAUUUUUUUUAUAUUCUCCAAAUCAUCGAUAAACUACAACUCAUGCUUUAUACAAGCAUAUUCUAUUAUCAGUCCUAUUAGAUGAAAAAAAACGUGCGCAUCAAUAAUGUUUUUAAAAUAAACAAUGUAACUGGUUAUUUAAACCUGCUGUUGUUGAUUCAUAGAAUAAAGUAGCCGUGCAUCUUCAAAUAAUUACUGGCAACCUUGCCAGCAUCAGAUUGGGUGGAGUUGACUUUAUUCUUAAUAACUUAAAGGACCUGUGUUAGGAUAUUUAUCAAAAUUCAAACAGUGAAAGCCGCCACCAAAUUGAGUAUGAUUAAAAACGUUGGUUCGAAACAUUAAUAGAGCUGAAGGUAUAAAUAACCGAACAAAUACAAUAGAACGCACGGAUGGAAAAACUUGUAGCAUAGAGGAUUUAAACGGAUUGCAAUUUGGUUUUUGAAAACUUGAGCGCUUUCAAUUCAUCAAAAUUCCGGUUUGAAAUUUUGGAAAUUCUACGUGCCAAAUGGAACGGUACAUUCCGGUUGCACAGACUCGACCCAAGCCACCGCGCAGUUGCUUAUUGUUCUUGCAAACAGGAUACAAACGAGCGGAACAAUUUUGUCCAAUGGAAAGGAACAUUUCAGUCCGACCGACCGAAAUGAGUUGUCCGGUCAAAGUGGGUCACCUUCAGUAGUGGUCCCAAAUAUUCCGCCCAGUAGAAGCGAACCGAAAGUGGUCCUUUCCAUUUGAUUUUUAACCGAAAUUUUCGGACUUUUUGGGCUGAAUGGAAAUAAAGCGCCCCUUAUUACCCUAACAGCUUUUCAAAGUUCAUUUUUGUUUUUUGUAACGUUACGUUAGAUAUAAGCUUUAGGUGAUAUUUGUUUGAUACGAAGCUAUGAUUUUGUCUUGUCAUCUGCAAGUAAAUUCCUCGUUAACCUGACGUUAAGUUCCUUAGCGACUAAAGACGCGUUUUUGUAUUAUUAGGGACCUUACGAUCCGACAACGGUGACGUCCAUUACAAGGUCGCUGAAAAAUAGACUCCGCAUCCUUUCAAACCAUUUCGUUCUUAUCCCAAGUCACCCAGUUACUACGUAAAAAGAAGGGAAUUUAUGUUGGAGCUGAAGAAAGGGGACCGCACCCGAGUUCAGAAAGAGAUGGUAGAAUUUAUCACCUUGCCGUUCCCGUACUCAAGUAAACUUAAAAUUUGGUCAUUUCACGUCGUAGUCGUGCAGAAAUGGCAAAGAAAUGUACAAAAAAUCGUGAUGCACGUGCAGAGUUAUUGUUUUGCUAACUAAAAUCUAUUGCUUUUUGACGUUGCCGUCGCCGUCGCCGUCGCCGUCGUAGUUUCAUAAGGUUCCUAUUAUAUUAACCCAAUGAACUUGUCAGACGUUGACACAACCCCUUUAACUGACGAUAUUGCCUUUCUUGCCAUCGUUCAGAUAAUAUCAGCGCCGGGAAUGAAGAAAUCUACCCACGGCCUAACCUGUUUUUCAGUUAUCACUGGGAUGUUCAAAGCAAAGUACAGAUUUUGGUUCAGUACCUGGAAAGCCACGGAUUCCAGUGCUGGACAGACGUCAGUAACGGAAACAAACGUCACGCAACAAGUCCCUCCCCUAAACAUGGUGACACUUUGCAGACUCAGAUUCAACGGAAUAUUAAAGCCGCUGCCGCAGUUGUGUGUUGUGUGACACCUAAAUACGUUUGUUCAGAGAACUGUACAAAGGAUCUCAGUAUAGCUGAGUCACUGAACAAGCCUGUCGUUCCCGUGAUGCUUCAGUGGCUGGCAUGGCCUCCUGAAGGAGGAAGGGCGCGCCGGAUUUUGGCGCCGUUGUCGUGUAUCGACAUGAGCAAUGACAACCUAUUUAAGAGAAACCUCAGCACUGUUGAAGCACACCUGAAAAAACUCGCAGGAAAAACAAAGUCCACGUGA
Porites evermanni is the source of this 7224-nucleotide messenger RNA. The record is from the annotation of a GenBank genome assembly. NCBI's taxonomy places the organism in Eukaryota, Metazoa, Cnidaria, Anthozoa, Scleractinia, Poritidae.